UGUGAGACAGAAAGUCGGGAUUACCUUUUUUAGGCUAUUCUUUUCAUCCUGUGGCAGACACAAGCUUCCAUUUCUCAAGGAUACGCAGAUGCACCGCUUAAAAACCAGUAUUGGUCAGACCAGAUUUUGUUUUUGUCAAUUUUUUGGGAAAGCUGUUGCUCUGACCUCCCCUCUCUGUUCCCAGUCGAGUCGGUCUCCUUCUCUCUCUCUCACACACACACACACACACUGCUCCCCCUCUCUGCCUCUCGUUCUCUCAGCAUCAUUCAGAGCUUCACCUCCUCGGCUGGAAUCACACAGGAUUCAUCUGUAGGUUGAAGUCACUCCACUGGAUAUUCGGAGGCUUUUCCCGCAUGCACCGGAUCUCGGGAUAGAUGCUGGACACGCACCGUGGGAUGAGACGGGAUGAGGAGUCCUCCUCACCGGACCUUCUUGAUGAAGAGUCACUGCAGCUGCGCGUUUCCAAGCUCUUGAUGUCAUGAAUAACUGACGCUUCCGUGUCUAGGGCUCGUUUUUGGAGGGUCUCUGUGUUGUUAUGUGAUCUAAUUGCACGGUUAUGUAACUCUGAGUGUUUUCCGUGGUAGGAAUACCGAGUCUAUCGGUAUCGCUCUCGCUCCGGUGCAUGCCUGCGCUCGCUCCCUCGCGCCGGUGUGCACCGUGAAUCUGCACCGAAUCUGCACUGAAUCUCCCGUGAGAUGGCCGCGGCGAUCGCCAGCUCGCUCAUCCGACAGAAACGGCAGGCGCGCGAGUCAAACAGCGAGCGAGCGGUCACCGGUAAACGUCGCUCAAGCCCCGGUAAAGAGCCCUCGGGACGAGGCUCCCUGUGCGAUCGGCACCUGUUCGGACUCUUCGGUAAAGUCCGAUUAUGCAGCGGGAAGAAACGACCGGUGCGCCGGAAACCAGAGCCUCAGUUGAAGGGGAUAGUGACCAGGCUCUUCAGUGAGCAGGGCUAUUACUUGCAGAUGCAGCCGGAUGGAACCGUCGGCGGGACCAAAGAUGAAAACAGCGACUACACUCUGUUUAACCUGAUCCCCGUGGGUUUGCGGGUCGUGGCCAUACAAGGCGUGAAGGCCGGACUCUACGUGGCCAUGAACGGAGAGGGUUUCCUCUACUCCACGGAUACGUUCACAGCGGAGUGUAAGUUUAAGGAGAGUGUGUUUGAGAAUUAUUACGUGAUCUACUCGUCCACGAUGUACCGCCAGCACGAGAGCGGACGCGCCUGGUUCCUCGGACUCAAUAAAGAAGGACUCAUCAUGAAGGGAAACCGGGUCAAGAAAACUAAACCGUGCUCACACUUCGUGCCCAGACCUAUUGAAGUGUGUAUGUAUAAGGAGCCGUCGCUGCAUGAUAUUGACGAGAAGCAGCGGUCCAGGAAAAACUCAGGAACUCCCACCAUGGGCACCAGGAAAGAGUUAAACCAGGACUCUACCGAUCAUGAAGGCUCAUAGCCACACACACACACACACACCGACCUGUAAAUGUACACACAAACACACACACACUCACUCACACACACACACACACACACACACACACGGUGACCCCUGGAGCUGAAUGCUUUCUUACACCCGAACAAACAACAGCAACUUCAGCAUCGACAAGCAUCAAACGAAACUAAAAUUAAUGAAGUAACAUAAAAAUAAAAAUAAAACAUUCUUGCCUGUGAAAAUAUUUUAGGAGUCUAUGAAAAUCAGGACAUGAUUUUACAUUUUAUGCAAAGUCUGGCAAGAGUCUAUAUUGGCGUCACGUGCUCGUGGAGGGUGUUUUCUUUCGGGAGUCAGAGCUUUAAAGCCAUGUUCGAUGAUCACAUGUUGAUUUAUGAAUGCUAAAAGCACUUUCACUCACCGCUAUACAUCGCUCACCUCAUUAAUAUCGAAUGUUCUCAUCGAUUGUGUCCCCCAAUCAUUGCAGUUUUUUUAUUCUGGGAGGGGGAGGGGCUUAUGCAUUCUGCUCUCUGAUUGGCUGGAGGGUUCAGGAAUUACUAGAACUGGAAUCUCAUUCACUGUAUGUGUCAUAUUCUACACUUCAGUAGCAUUUUCCUUUAAAUCCCCUCGGCGUCGUUCAACAGUGUCUCUGAAACAUGCUUGCUGCUGUACCUUUAAGACUUGGAUAUGUUAAUGCACUGUUAUGAUUGGUGGACAUCAGCAUACUGGUGUCAUCUGUUGGGGCGGGUCGCUGAACAGGCGUUUAUGUAAAUGUGGGCGGGAAUAUGUUAAUGAGCUUUUUUUGGAAUGUUUUGAAUGCAGUGAGAAUCGUCACAGUCUGAGAUUCUGCAUUCAGUAAAUGGAAACACUUGUUUUAAUUUCACCUCACGCCCGAUUUGAUCCUCAGAGAUUGGGGUUUUUUAUCCUGCCAAAAGCACAUACUGCCCUCCGAGUGACUAAACUGGACUAAACCACUUUAAACCAGAGAAUAGACUGCCCCGGUUUUCCUUCUCACACAGUUUUUAUUUUUUAAUCGCUCCUCAUUAACAUGCAGGCUGUGUUCAGAAUGGAGUCUUAGUGCACUGCUUAGUGUGCAGUAUAUACUUCAUACAAAACAGUAUGUGAAAUGGUGCACUUGCAAUGCUACAGUAGAGUACUAGAUGUUUUCACUAUGUUGCAUGUCUAACUCAGUAAAUGUCUGAAAUGAAUGCUAUUGUUUUGCAUGUUUAAUCAUCCAUUAAAAAAAACGAGGAAAAAGUGUAGUUCUGUAAAUACAAGGUCGAAUGCAUAGUGCUCUACUUGAACUUUGCAAGAUUGACACUUAAACUGAAUUAGAGUUUCUAAAUAAUGACACUAUUGUCUACUGAGAUCAAAUUGGUUACAUAAUUGAUUAACUUUGCAACAUUGACACCAUUCCACUGCAGUUAUUACUGCUUUGAAACGAUCCGUACUGUAUAAAGAAGCCGCUCAGCUUUAGCUAAAUAAAGCUCUUAGCCAUGCAUAAGAUUAUUUGCAUACUGUGCAGGGUAUGCACACUGUAUACUGAAGAAGUGGUGAGAUUAGUAUGCUGGGAUGACAUUUUGAACAACGCUCAGCUCAGCACGUUUCUGAUUGGUUACUUGAGUCCAGGCUCCUUCCCCUUUAAAUGUGAUCGACCUGUUCAUUGGUCAGAUCUGUUGAUGGAAAGGCCAAUCAGCUGUUAGCUGGGUUUAUAAGAAGUCUUCCAUGACUGGCGCUCCACCAGCAUCUGAGAGUGGGGUCAAAGGUCAGGGCUAGUGAUACAAGAGGGAGAGAAAAACUAAGGGUCACGAACCUUGUGUCUAAAGAUGCCUGCCUGUUUUUUUGUUUUGUUUUUUUUUCACAGAAGAUGUUCUGAUUAUUGCCAUGCUGAAAUGAUCUUCUGCUGACCUGGGAAGUUCUUUUGUGUUUGCACCUGAAUUCUGAACACGUUCAUGUUCAUUAUGUAAAAGAGUUCUGAAUAAAACAUUAAACCUGCCACAGGAGGAAAAUGUAAUAAAAAUAAAUAAAUAAAUAAAUGAAAAACAGGAUUAAACUCUGGUCUGG
This is a messenger RNA of Carassius auratus (goldfish), 3488 nucleotides long. RefSeq names its product fibroblast growth factor 12-like. The transcript has 5 exons. Lineage: Eukaryota; Metazoa; Chordata; Actinopteri; Cypriniformes; Cyprinidae. Bases 696 to 1448 code for a protein of 250 amino acids. The record is from RefSeq and is a predicted model, not a curated record. Gene Ontology annotation, molecular function: growth factor activity.